CCGGGGCGCAACCCUACCUGCAUCGGCGCUACGCUCACACGGCUGGGGCCCACCCCACCGGCCCUUUCCGUCUUCCCAUGUGCCCUGUACUCCCCUCUCUCUCUUCUCUCUCUCUCUUCACUUAAAAUCUCACCACCCAAAACUUCUACUUCUGUUCCUCUCUCUUCUCUCCUCUCCCUCCUCUCUCUCUCUCUAACGCAAUGCCGUCUCCCACCGCCUCCACCGUGCGGCGGCGGCGACGCGAGCGCAGCGGGGGCGGCGGACUCUGGUGCGCGCCCGUGCUCCUGGCCCUGGUUCUCGCCGUAGACGCGGCGGCGGAGACUUCGGCGUCCGACGCGGCGGCGAUGCGGGCGGUGGCGAAGGCGCUGGGCGCGGACAAGGCGCUAGGCUGGGACAUCGCCGGCGACCCCUGCUCGCCGAAGCCGUGGGACAGGGUGUCCUGCAACUCGGCGGGCCGCGUCACCGCGAUUCAGGUCGGGGGAUACAAACUGACGGGGACCCUGGCGCCGGAGGUGCGCAACCUCACCGCGCUCAUCCGCCUCGAGGUCCACUCCAACUCGCUCACCGGCCCGCUGCCCUCACUCGCGGGGCUUUCCGAGCUCCAGGUUCUCCUGGCCCACAACAACAGCUUCACCUCCAUCCCGGCGGACUUCUUCAGCGGGCUCACCGCGAUCGCUGGCGUCGACAUCGACGACAACCCGCUCGCGCCGUGGACGCUCCCCGCCGACCUUGCUUACUGCUCCUCCCUCAACAACUUCUCCGCAAACAACGCCAACGUCUCCGGCACGCUCCCGGACUUCUUCAGCAGCGCGAUGCCGUCGCUUCAGCGGCUGCAUCUGGCCUACAACCUGCUGUCCGGGCCCGUGCCGGCGUCUCUGGCCGGCGCAUCGCUGCUGUCGCUCUGGCUCAAUAACCAAGCCAGGGACAGCCCGUUCAAUGGAUCGAUUAGCUUUAUCACCAACAUGACGUCUCUGGAGGAGCUGUGGCUGCAAUCUAACGCCUUCACCGGGCCCUUACCGGACUUUGCGGGGUUUGUUAAUCUUCAGGAUUUGCAGCUUCGCGACAACCAGUUCACCGGGCCGGUGCCGGACAGUCUUGUCAAGUUGAAGACUUUGAAGAAGGUGACCCUGACAAAUAAUUUGCUGCAGGGGCCGAUGCCCAAGUUUGCUGAUAGUGAUGGGGUGACGGUGGACAUGAUGGCAGAAGGAGAGCGGUUAUGCUUGCCGAAUGCUGGAGAGCCGUGUGAUCCCCGUGUCAGCCUGCUGCUCGAGGUGGCUGCUGGGUUCAUGUACCCGGUGAAGCUUGCAGACAAUUGGAAGGGGAAUGAUCCGUGUAUUAAUAAUUUCCUUGGUGUUUCAUGCGACACAAAGGGUAACAUUAUAACGCUGAAUUUUAAAAUGAUGGGCCUCAGCGGGAGCAUCUCACCGGCCAUUGGGAAGAUUGUGUCGCUGCAGAAGCUGAUUCUUGCUAAUAACAACAUUACUGGAACGGUGCCGAAGGAGGUUGCCGUGUUGCCUGCACUGAGCGAGGUUGAUCUAUCAAAUAACAAUCUUUAUGGGAAAGUACCUACCUUUGCUGCCAAGAAUGUUCUGGUGAAAACUGAUGGCAACCCAAACAUUGGCAAGGAUGCUCCUGCUCCAACAGCAGGAUCAGGUGGUACCAGCAGCAACAUUCCAUCUGGUGAAAGAGGCAGUGGAAACAAUGGGGGAUCCUCUUCAUCUUCUGUUGGGGUCAUUGCAGGCUCAGUGGUUGGUGUGGUUGCUGGACUAGGCGUUGUUGCUGCAUUAGGAUUCUAUUGCUACAAGAGAAAGCACAAGCCUUUCGGAAGGGUGCAGAGUCCGCAUGCAAUGGUCAUCCAUCCCCGGCACUCAGGGUCAGAUGACAUGAUUAAAAUCACAGUUGCAGGGGGGAAUACUAAUGGUGGUGCUCAUGCAAGCGAGACAUAUAGCCAAGCGAGCAGUGGUCCACGGGACAUUCACGUUGUUGAAAGUGGAAAUAUGGUCAUUUCAAUCCAAGUUCUCCGCAAUGUGACCAACAACUUCAGUGCGGACAACAUCCUUGGUCGAGGCGGGUUUGGCACCGUUUACAAGGGUGAGCUUCAUGACGGCACAAAGAUUGCCGUGAAGCGAAUGGAGGCUGGUGUGAUGGGUAACAAGGGACUAAAUGAGUUCAAAUCAGAAAUUGCUGUGCUGACCAAGGUCCGUCACCGGAACCUUGUGUCACUGCUUGGCUAUUGCCUUGAUGGCAAUGAGAGGAUUCUUGUGUAUGAGUACAUGCCACAAGGGACACUGAGUGAACACCUUUUUGAGUGGACACAAAACAAUCUGCGGCCAUUGGAAUGGAAGAAGCGGCUGAUCAUUGCACUUGAUGUUGCAAGGGGUGUCGAGUACCUGCACAGCCUUGCCCAGCAGACCUUCAUUCACAGAGACUUGAAACCAUCAAACAUACUUCUUGGUGACGACAUGAAGGCAAAGGUGGCGGACUUUGGAUUGGUCAGGCUUGCACCAGCCGAUGGGAAGUGUGUCUCAGUGGAGACAAGACUUGCUGGCACGUUUGGGUACCUUGCCCCAGAGUAUGCUGUUACUGGACGAGUAACCACAAAAGCUGAUGUCUUCAGCUUUGGUGUCAUCUUGAUGGAACUGAUCACUGGGCGCAAGGCACUUGAUGAGACUCAGCCUGAGGAUAGCAUGCACUUAGUUACAUGGUUCCGGAGAAUGCAGCUCAACAAGGACACUUUCUGGAAAGCAAUCGACCCAGUUAUUGACCUUGACGAGGAGACAUUUGCUAGUGUGAGCACUGUUGCAGAGCUUGCUGGUCACUGCUGCGCUAGGGAACCACACCAGAGGCCGGACAUGGGCCAUGCUGUCAAUGUGCUCUCGACUCUUUCAGAUGUGUGGAAACCAUCGGAUCCAGACUCCGAUGACAGCUAUGGUAUUGACCUGGACAUGACGCUGCCUCAGGCACUGAAGAAAUGGCAGGCCUUUGAGGAUAGCAGCCAUUUUGAUGGCGCGACCUCUUCAUUCGUUGCGAGCUUGGAUAACACUCAGACAAGCAUCCCCACAAGGCCUUCAGGAUUUGCAGAGUCAUUCACCUCCGCUGAUGGAAGAUAGACAGGUAGCAUGUGCACCUCAAGCUCUGAGAGAGCAGAAGGCUCAAGUGAUCCUUGUUCAUUCUUUUAGUCUCUUCACCCCAGUCUCUUCAUGUUCCCUUUUCUGGCCCUGUAUUGCCUUGUAGCUGCCCUUUGAUAAUGUAUGCUGUGAUCUUGAGUCGAGAAUUACCUGGAAGCUUGCGAAUU
This is a messenger RNA of Phragmites australis (common reed), 3295 nucleotides long. Its product is annotated as receptor protein kinase TMK1-like. NCBI's taxonomy places the organism in Eukaryota, Viridiplantae, Streptophyta, Magnoliopsida, Poales, Poaceae. The transcript is spliced from 2 exons. The coding region runs from base 201 to 3110 and encodes 969 amino acids. The record is from RefSeq and is a predicted model, not a curated record. Gene Ontology annotation, biological process: protein phosphorylation. Gene Ontology annotation, molecular function: protein kinase activity; protein binding; ATP binding.